Messenger RNA from Megalops cyprinoides (Indo-Pacific tarpon), 1669 nucleotides. It is a transcript of the gene sf3a3, whose product is annotated as splicing factor 3a, subunit 3. Gene Ontology annotation, molecular function: RNA binding; zinc ion binding. Gene Ontology annotation, biological process: mRNA splicing, via spliceosome. The record is from RefSeq and is a predicted model, not a curated record. Lineage: Eukaryota; Metazoa; Chordata; Actinopteri; Elopiformes; Megalopidae. The transcript is spliced from 17 exons. The coding region runs from base 113 to 1618 and encodes 501 amino acids. Gene Ontology annotation, cellular component: nucleus; spliceosomal complex.
CACUUCCGGCGGCUGUCGUGUUGUGUGUAUGUGAUCUGCGUACGCGCCGUUUGUAUGAGAUUUCUGGCUGUGCUAGGCCUUUAAGUUAUUAAUCUAUAUUUUGGGCUUAAAAAUGGAGACGAUUUUGGAGCAGCAGCGGCGGUACCAUGAAGAAAAAGAAAGGCUAAUGGAUGCCAAAACAAAAGAAAUGCUCCACAAGAAAACGACGCUACGCGACCAAAUAAAUUCGGAUCAUCGAACUCGCGCAAUGUUGGAUAGAUAUAUGGAAGUGAGUGCAAAUUUGAGGGACUCCUAUGAAGACAAGGAUGGCAUGAGGAAGGAUGAGCUCAAUGCCAUCUCUGGGCCAAACGAAUUUGCAGAGUUCUACAACCGUCUCAAGCAGAUAAAGGAAUUCCACCGGAAGCACCCCAACGAGAUUUGUGUGCCAAUGUCUGUGGAGUUUGAAGAGCUGAUCAAAGCCAGGGACAACCCUAGCGAAGAGGCACAGAACCUUGUUGAAUUCACUGAUGAGGAGGGUUAUGGACGCUACCUGGAUCUGCAUGAUUGUUACCUGAAGUUCAUCAACCUGAAAGGCGCAGAGAAACUGGAGUAUAUCACUUACCUGUCAACGUUUGAUCAGCUUUUCGACAUCUCCAAAGACAGAAAGAACGCAGAAUACAAAAAGUAUCUGGAGAUGCUGUUGGAGUAUCUCCAGGACUACACCGACAGAGUGAAGCCUCUCCUGGACCAAAACGAGCUGUACGGCAAGAUCCUGGCCGAGUUUGAGAAGAAGUGGGAGAUUGGGACCUUUCCUGGCUGGCCGAAAGAGACGAGCAGCGCUUUAACCCAUGCGGGGGCUCACCUGGACCUCUCUGCCUUCUCGUCCUGGGAGGAGCUGGCAUCUCUGGGGCUGGACAGGCUGAAGUCUGCCCUCAUGGCCCUGGGGCUGAAGUGUGGCGGGACCCUGGAAGAGAGGGCUCAGAGGCUCUUCAGCACCAAGGGGAAGUCCCUGGAGUCCCUUGAUCCAUCCCUCUUUGCCAAGAAUCCGAAAUCCAAAGGACCAAAAAAGGACACAGAACGCAACAAAGAGAUGGCCUUCCUUGAGGCUCAGAUCUAUGAGUAUGUGGAGAUCCUGGGGGAGCAGAGGCAGCUGACCCAUGAGAACGUGCAGAGGAAGCAGGCGCGGACGGGAGAAGAACGAGAGGAGGAAGAGGAGGAGCAGCUCAGCGAGAGUGAGAGCGAGGACGAGGACAACGAGAUCAUCUACAACCCCAAGAACCUGCCCCUGGGGUGGGAUGGCAAGCCUAUACCAUACUGGCUGUACAAACUGCACGGGUUGAAUAUCAACUACAACUGUGAGAUCUGUGGGAACUACACAUACAGAGGGCCCAAAGCCUUCCAGCGUCACUUUGCAGAAUGGCGUCAUGCGCACGGCAUGCGCUGCCUGGGUAUCCCCAACACCGCCCACUUCGCUAACGUCACCCAGAUCGAGGACGCCGUGUCACUUUGGGCGAAGCUGAAGUCACAGAAGGCAUCAGAGAGAUGGCAGCCGGACACAGAGGAAGAAUAUGAGGACUCCAGUGGGAACGUGGUGAACAAGAAGACCUAUGAGGAUCUGAAACGCCAAGGCCUGCUGUAGAGACGACAAGAAAAGAACCCUCACUGUGUUUAUAAGAAAAAAACAUGAAAG